UCGACCAUGAACAGUGGCUACGAUCUUUCUGCAAGCACAUAUUCCCCAGACGGGAGGAUAUUCCAAGUAGAAUAUGCAAACAAGGCAGUAGAGAACUCGGGGACAGCAAUUGGUCUUAGAGUGAAUGAUGGCAUUGUACUCGCUUUGGAGAAACUCGUACACUCGAAACUGCUGGUCCCAGGCUCAAAUAGACGCAUCCAAUCAGUCGAUCGACACAUUGGCAUGGCCACAGCUGGAUUAUUAGCGGAUGGUCGUCAUCUUGCUUCACGCGCAUUUGAUGAGGCAUUGAACUAUCGAGAAACCUAUCGUGCACCCACUACUCUCAAAGCCCUCGCCGAGCGACUAGGACUGUAUGUCCAAGCUUAUACUCUGUACUCUUCCGUUAGACCGUUCGGCGUAAGCGCUGUGCUUGGUGCAAUCGACAAGGAGGGUCCGCAAUUGUAUGUCGUUGAACCCAGCGGGAUAUAUCAUGGGUAUCAUGGGGCGGCCGUGGGGAAGGGGCGGCAAUUGGCCAAGACAGAGCUCGAAAAGUUAAAAUUAUCAGAAAUGACAAUUCGGGAAGCCGUUAUCGAAGCCGCACGAAUUAUUCAUCUCUGUCACGAUGAUAAUAAAGACAAGGAAUUCGAGCUGGAAUUAUCCUGGAUCGGCCCUGAAACAAAUGGGCUGCACCUCCCUGUACCAAAAGACCUGUAUGAAGAGGCGGAUAAGAGAGGGCGGGAUGCCUUGGAUGCUGACAUGGAGGAUUGACACUGGAAUCCAUUGAUUCCAACUGCCGAGUAGGCGUGCCAUGACUGUUUCAUAAUGAUCAUUCCAUUUUUCUUCAGAGCUUGUUGUUCAGUGUGAACACUGAGAACUAUCGAUAUUGGCGAUGGCAGGCCAUUUCGUUUCAUCUAUCCCAGAUCCCGGUUCCGCACUUGCGGAGCCCUGCACGUGCUCUUCUCCAUGCUA
Molecule: messenger RNA, 948 nt
Organism: Cantharellus anzutake
Lineage: Eukaryota; Fungi; Basidiomycota; Agaricomycetes; Cantharellales; Hydnaceae
Product: 20S proteasome subunit
Exons: 6
Coding region: 7-747 (246 amino acids)
Biological process (GO): ubiquitin-dependent protein catabolic process
Cellular component (GO): proteasome core complex; proteasome core complex, alpha-subunit complex; nucleus
Source: RefSeq, a predicted model, not a curated record